AUGAUCUCUAUCUGCCUGCGCAGACCGGAACACACACCUCGUGCAUAUCAGAUCUUCAUGCAGCUCCUGGAAGAUCAUCGGUCUGGCAAGUCCCAGCCGCCCAGCGCGGAACUGUGGGGCAGAGUCACGGAGGGGGCCGCGCGGUUGGGAGGCGAGAUCAACACCAAGGAUGCGGCGAAGAGGGAGACGUGGACUAGGCGGGCGCAGAACCUCGUUGAUAAGUGGGAGAUGCAUCAGCGGACGAGAGGGCUCAGUGUGGUCGCCGGUGGUGGCGAGGGAGGGAUCAAGGUGUAUCAAGGAUGGUUCGCUGGUAGCGUCAGUGUGGGAUCAUCCAUAGAUGCGCUGGCACCAUACUUCAGCAACGAUUCUUUGAAGGCAGAUCAGCUGUUUGAAGCGAUCCGCCCGUCAGAUUUGCCGUUGGCGUACGAGGCAUUGGCGGAUCUUGCACACAGACAUCAUCUGAAGGAUCUGGGGGAACAGGUGCAUGACCAUCAGGAAGGGGAGAGGAACCGGCGGGAAUUUAUCGCAAGGGCUGUCGUGGACGAGGUCAAGCCGGUCUCGGAGACUGCGGGUCGCAACAUUCUCCGCCAUCGUACACAGGAAAUUUUACACGCCGAUGCCGGGGCUGACGCCGAAGCCGAAGCCGCUUCUCCACGAUUCGCUGUGGUCAACUUGCGAAACAACCUUUCCGAGAUUAACAACGCAAUCUCGCCUCGCCAGCGGCAAUUCAAUCUUGAAAAUGCGUCUUAUGCCGCGGCCCAGGCAGAGAUGAAACGGGCAUACGAGAUCACCGACAAGGACAAACGGGCCGGGUCUACAACGUCAUCCCAUACGGCGGACGAUUCAAUACUACAGCGCCAGAAGCUGCAGGGCUGGAUGUACGAGUGGCUGGGCGCGCUCCAGGAGAAAUUGAAGAAGGAUAUACAGGCGAUGAAGGAGCGGAACGGAGGGGAUGCGUCGGAAGAGGUACCAAACAUGACCACCGGGACAAGGGGGAUGAAGGAGGAUACCUUGGUGCUCUACCUCAGCCUCCUACCGCUGGACAAGCUCGCACUCAUCACCAUCAUCGAGCUCAUGCGGCAGGCAGGGAGCCACGGAGUCGCAGAUGGGAUGAAGUCGCUGCGAGGGUUCCUGGCGGUUGGCAAGGCGAUCGAGACGGAGUACCGAGCGGAAACGAUCAAAACGGUUGCUGGAGUUGACUCGCCCCAGUGGCUGAGGACGCUCGACCCGCAGACGCAGAAACCGACCAGACAGCUGGUGGGGUCGGUGUGGCGCAAAUUAGGGAAGCAGCUGGAUCAGCCGGACGGGGAGAGGCAAGUCAUGGACACGGAGACGGAGGAGGACUUGAGGGCGGUCUGGACUCCGGCUUGGUCGCAGAUGACACAACUGGGGCUGGGGAGUUAUCUGGUUGACGCCUUGCUGCAAGUAGCCAAGGUGGACAGGACAGCCAUGGACCCAGCGACUGGAGAGCGAAUCGUCGAGCAGCAGCAAGCUUUCACUCAUGGCUACGACUACAUGAGAGGCAAAAAACUCGGCGUCAUCCGGCUCAACCCGGUCGUGGCCAGUCGCCUGCAGAAGGACAGCACCUUGCUCAUGGUCCACCCGAAACAUCUACCGAUGUUGGUUCAGCCGCGAGCAUGGGAGGACAUUGAGGUCGGGGGCUACCUCACCCACAAGGUGCCGGUCAUGCGGUACAAGGAGUCCACCGAACAACGGACCUAUCUCCGCGCAGCCUCGGCCAACAAGCACAUGGAGGCGGUCUAUCACGGUCUCGACGUCCUCUCCUCCACUCCAUGGGCAAUCAACCGGAAGAUCUUCGACGUCGUUCUCUCCGCCUGGAACACCGGGGAGCCGAUCGCCGAUAUCCCCGCCAGUGAGGAUAAGGCCACGUACGACCUACCGCCCAGGGACGUGUCGGGCGAUCCGCAGCAGAGGGCCAUCUACGUGGACAAGGCGAAAUCGGCGCUGGCGCAGUCCAGAAAGGACCACAACGAGCGGUGUAAAUUCAAUUACAAUCUCGAGAUCGCUCGGGCAUACCUCAACGACACAUUCUACCUCCCCCACUCUAUGGACUUCCGUGGUCGCGCCUAUCCCAUCCCUCCCCACCUGUCCCCGGUCGGAGAUGAUCUUUGCCGAGGUCUCCUGACUUUUGGCGAGAGGAGACCGCUUGGCAAAGUCGGUCUCAAAUGGCUCCAGAUCCAGCUGUCGAACGUAUACGGAUACGACAAGGCGUCGUUCGACGAGCGGGCGCGCUUCGCACAGGAUCACGAGGCAGACAUCUUCGAUUCGGCGGAUCGCCCGCUGGAGGGGAACAGGUGGUGGCUCAAGGCGGAAGAUCCAUGGCAGUGUCUUGCGACCUGCUUUGAUCUCACUGCCGCUCUCCGCUCGCCAAAUCCCGAGCUGUACGAAUCAUCAUUGCCGGUACACCAGGACGGGACGUGUAAUGGGAUGCAGCAUUAUGCGGCCCUGGGCGGAGAUGUGAGGGGUGCCAAGGCUGUCAAUCUGGAAAAUGGGGAUCGACCGGCGGACAUCUACACGGGCGUGGCGGAUGUGGUGAACAAGGUGAUUGAGCAGGAUCAGGCGGAGGGGCAUCCGGUGGCUCAGCUCAUCAAGGAGCCGCUGGGGAGAAAGGUGGUCAAGCAGACGGUCAUGACGACCGUGUACGGUGUCACCUUCAUCGGGGCCCGAGACCAAAUUGCCCGACAGAUGGUAGCUCGGGGCGACAUCUCGUCUGAUCAGAUCUUCGUCGUCUCCGGCUAUAUCGCCAAGACCGUCCUGUCCUGCAUCGGCGACAUUUUCUCCGGAGCCAAGGACAUCAUGGACUGGCUCACGACGUCCGCGCGGCUCAUCGCUCGCUCCAUCCCUGCAGAGCGCGUCGAAUCGGCGGUGCAGCGCACCAAGACCAGUCGGAACGGCGUGACCAAAUACGAAGCACGGCUCGAGAAGGAACUCAUGACUUCGGUCGUGUGGACUUCACCGCUUGGUCUGCCUAUUGUCCAGCCUUACCGCAAGGCAGCCAAGAAGCAGGUCAUGACGGCGCUUCAGUCGGUAUACAUCUCGGACCCGAAUGCCCUGUCCCAGGUCAGUCCGCAAAAGCAGGCCACGGCAUUCCCUCCCAACUUUAUCCACUCCCUCGAUGCUACCCACAUGCUUCUGACCGCCACAAGGUGCAAGCAAGCAGAAAUCACCUUCGCCUCGGUACACGACUCUUACUGGACGCACGCAGCUACCGUUGAGCCUAUGUCGGAAUUGAUCCGCGGGGAAUUUAUCAGGCUCCACUCACAGGAUCUCAUCGGGCAACUGAGGGAUGAGUUCCUGGAGCGUUACGGCGAGCACUUUGUCCCGGUCAAGAACGCUCGGGCCAUCUCCAACUCGGCCGCUACCAAACGGAAGAAGGACUCGGAACGGCGAAAACAGCUCGCAUCGCUCCUCGGAGAGGACAUUGACUCGCCCAUCGUCACGGCGGCCGUAGACGGCGUGGACGCGGACGUCUCCAGUCUCUUGUCCGAGUCUGCCGACGCGGACGCGGAUGACUCGGAUCUGGAUGGAUUGUCGGCGGAGUCGGACCUGGAGGUGGACGAGGACGUUUCAGAAUCGGCAAAGAGGAGGAGUCCGGUAUCCCUCGAGCUGAGCACGGCGGAUCUGGCGUCGCUGCAGGCGAAGAGUGGCGGUGGGGAGGUACCGGAGGAAGUGUUGGCCGACCAGCGGUUCGUCAAGUUCAAGGAUAUCUUGCCUCCUCCUCCAGCGAGGGGUUCUUUCGACGUCUCUCGUAUCAAGGACUCGGCGUACUUCUUCUCAUAG
Messenger RNA from Dioszegia hungarica, 3801 nucleotides. RefSeq lists its product as uncharacterized. Gene Ontology annotation, cellular component: mitochondrial DNA-directed RNA polymerase complex. The record is from RefSeq and is a predicted model, not a curated record. Gene Ontology annotation, molecular function: DNA-directed RNA polymerase activity; mitochondrial promoter sequence-specific DNA binding. The coding region runs from base 1 to 3801 and encodes 1266 amino acids. The transcript is spliced from 6 exons. Gene Ontology annotation, biological process: mitochondrial transcription. NCBI's taxonomy places the organism in Eukaryota, Fungi, Basidiomycota, Tremellomycetes, Tremellales, Bulleribasidiaceae.